GUCUUCGAGAGAGUUAUGGCGGAAGGUUAGAGGUGUUGAGGAAAACGGAAGUCGUAGUUGGCCUUCGAUGAAUUUUAUUAGUUUGCAAGAAGGGUAUGGAAAGGACCUCUAUCACGCCAGAUCAGCUAUUAAGGAUAUUCAAUGAAGCGCCUUCGUCAAACGUAUCGGUAAGUAAAAUAUUAGAGACAACUGUUUAAAACUAAUGUUUUAAACUAAUGUUUUAAACUAAACUACGUAUAUUGAGGAACAAAGACCAAUACACUGCAGGAGUUCAUUUCUGUUGAAGUGAGGGUUAGUUUGUGUUAUCUGACGAUUGUCAAUCGUGGAACUCAAAAUCAUACACUUAAGUUUUUAGGUUGUCUAAAUAUUUUUCGCAAUAACGGAAAAGUGGUGUGACAUGUUAUAUUUUUAGCUCAAAUCAGCAAUAGCCUAUCUGCGAAGCUCCAACUGAACGAUUUUAAUUUAUUUUUGAAAAUGACUAGUUUUUCUGCGUGAUCUUAAAACUUCAUUGUUUCUUAAAUUAGCCUGUUGAGUGAUUACAUGAACAAUACAUGUAUAUUCUAUGGGUGGCUUAGUUCUGGAUAAUAUUGGGUUGACAUGAUUAAUAGUGGUUGAUAACCCUUCGAUUUUGUAUUAUGUAAAGUCUGAGACAGUAACUUUCAUUUUCUUACUGUCGCGCAACAUUGAAAAUUAUUCAUAUUUAAAUGGAAAUAUGUGAAUUGCAAGUUUUUACAAGAGUAGAAAAUUCCAUUGCUUUGAAGUAUUAUACAUGUGAUCUAAUAGAAGUCAAUCAGCUAUUCAAGCAAUGAAUUAUUUAGUUAGGUGAUCAGGCGGAAUUUACAAUUGUUAUUAUUGAAAACCACAAUUUAGCAGUAGUUUUAAACAAGUUUAUCCCAAACUGAAAAUGCUUGGCCUCAGCCAUUCUUGUGCUCAGUGUGGGAUAAUCCAUACAGCUGAAAAAUAACGUAAUAUUUAUUUUUUAAUUGUAUUGUUAUUUAAAAAAGAGCUAAAACCAGGUUACAUCCUUUCUUUUCAUUGCAUAGUUUAUUGUGCUAUCCUGAGGUUUAAAGGCUGUUUGGUUUGUUAGAUGUUUGAGUGUAAGCUGUUUGUUGUAGGAAGAAUGAAAGUUAUUUUACCUUUUUUUCAUAAGGGAGGAAACUUUGACAACUGAUUUCCUUUUCAAACUACAAAUUAUUUUUUGAAGUUCACACAAUAGAAAAUCCUUAAAAAUAGCAUUACAACAUUUACUGUUGUUUGUAGUUUAAUAAACAGAGAUGUGCUCAAUGUCAGUUUCUCCAUCUUUAGAUUCCUUUUUGUAGGAAUGCAUUGAUUUUUUAGUUCAAGUUGGAUUAUUCUGAUUAACAUUGGAAAUACGAUAAUAAAUAGGGUUAGUCGGUUAUACAUGUCAGUGACAAUUGCCACCUGCUCUACUCACAGAAACAUUGUCCUUAAGCACCGACUGCUAGCAAAAUUCACCUAUUGAAAAAGGGGUGAUCACUGGCUGGAUUUUCGGCUGGCUAUCAUUGGUUAGCAAAUUUUAUUUUUGAGCUACCUCACUUGAAAUGUCAGCUGAUAGCCUAAUUCAAGCCUACUAUAGCUUUGCUACACAGCUUAGAAAUUUGCCACAAGACUUAACUUUAGAAUGAAUCAUACUGCUCAUACUUUUACGUCAUCUACACUCAAGCUACUGUACUAAAGAAAUCGCUACAAGUAUGUGAACAAACUGUAAUACCUUACUUGACAUGAAUUCUUUGGUGACCUUUAUAACACAUGUAGUUGGAAUAAAAAUUGAGUGUCUGGCAAUUCCACUGAGCUUUAUAUCACAGAUAAACAGAUAUAUGUACAGAUUAAAGAGAUAUUGACAAUGGCUAGAUGACAGUGUUAGUACUAGUGAACAAAAUCAUGUCAGAAGAAGAGUUUUUUUUAAUGUUUAAUUUUUGGUGGUGCUUUUCCUAUGGAUCCUAAUCAUUAUUGUUCAGAGUGAAAGUCAAUCACUGUUCUUAGUAAAAUGAUUUAACCCUCCACACCCUUACAUCAGUAUGUAUAUUCUCCAUACUGUUCCCUAUACAUUUCCUAAGGUGCUGAAAGGAGAAUUUGUUGAACAACAAAACUUCUUUAGUUGGCGAUCAUUUCCUUUAUUCUUGUGGCAGUGUAAGAUUCAGGGGUUAUGAUGUGAGGACAAAUUAGAUGCAAGCCACUCUUAAGGAUCAAAGGGUUAACAUGACAAAGGGAGAAUGAAGUUGUCAUGAGAUCAAUCGUCAGUUUAACCCUUCAACUCCUAUAAGUGACCAAGACAGAAUUUCUCCUUACAAUAAUCAAUACAAUAUUAACAGACAAGUAAUGAGAAUAAAAAAAGGCGGUAGUGAAAAUAAUCCCGUACAGGCCUGAAUUUUUUUCAGGCGUUAUUUUCACUACUGCCUAAGUAGUGCACAUCACUGCGAGGAUCACUUACAUUCACGUCUUUAUCCACAGUUCAAAUAUAUGACUUUCAUAUAUUCUUAACCGUCUAGUCAUCACUUCACGGGUUUAUUUAGAACCACCAUCAUGACCAGCUCCCAGUUGGCUUGUUGGCUCAGUUGGUAGAGCGCUGCACUGGUAUCGCAGAGGUCAUGGGUUCAAAUCCCGUACAGGCCUGAAUUUUUUUCAGGCCUAAUUUUCACUACUGCCUAAGUAGUGCACAUCACUGCGAGGAUCACUUACAUUCACGUCUUUAUCCGCAGUUCAAAUGUAUGACUUUCAUAUAUUCUUAACAGUAUCUAUAUAAUAAAAUGGAAUAUUAAAUAAUGAGGAGUUGGUCGUAAUUCCACUUGAAGUUAAUUGUGGUCAUCUAUUGAUUAUUAACCAUUUAAUUCCCAUGAGUGACCAAAACAGAAUUUCUCCCUACAAUAACUAUAUGAUAUCAAGUAGACAAGUGAAGAGAAUAAAGAAGAAUAUAAAUUAGGGGAUUUUUAGAUCAUCUGCUUUCCAAGUCUCCAAACUUACAUAAUAAGAAUUGUAUGGCAGACUGUAAGGAAAAUUAUUAGUAAGAUCUUGGGGGUCAAAGUGAUAAGUUUUUUUUUUUUUUUUUUUUUUUUUUUUUUUAAACUAUCCCUAACUUUACUAUAUAUCAUGGAAAAGAAGUAGUCUUUUUGGAAAGGUAAAAUCAAUAUCAAUCUCACCAUCUGAAAGAAGAGCAAACUUUGACUCUAAAUGCAGACUAGCUUUUCUAGCUUAUGUCAGAAAAAACACAUUUGGUGUACAUUGGGCAGACAAGAGAAAUAAGAUUGACAAAGUUAUAAAGAAUUUGUGAAAAACAAUAUGUAUGCAGGCGGCUUAAAAAUUAUGUCAGACCACUAGCUUAUUUGGCAGCCAAAACAACAUUUCUGAACAUUCUAAAAAUUCAUUUUAAUUGCAUUGUGAACACAAGGAAAUAAAGAGAGGAUAUAUACUGGGGUAAUGUUUGUCUUAGAGAUUUUUUGCUUCUGUUGAGUUAAAAAUUAAGUCCAUUCUUCUUCUUCAAGUGUUUUUUCAAAAGUAAGAAAAUAUUGUAAUGGUGUCAACUUUAACUUUUCAUAAUCUUGACACUGGGUGACCUUGAAUUCCUCAGAGACUAAUCAACACAUUUCCUGCAGGUAGAAGGGUGUGCAGUCUUGUUUGGAUUGUCUGAGUUUGUUAUCUCUGAUUUCCUUUGCAAGUUUUUUUAAUUCCUUUUUUGGUCACAUGCCAAGUGUAUGAAAAACAUCAGAAAUACCUACAUGUAUGUGUUGGUUUUGGCAGUAAUGAAGAUUAUAAUUUUAGGACAUUACAAUGCAAUUUUACAAAGAUGUAUAAUGUAGAAACUGUGCAUUAUUUUCAAAACAAAUUUCUGCUGUUCAUGAGCAAGAAAUUAAGGGUUUUGAUGACCUCUUUCCUGAGUUGCUCUUGUCAGAGAUGCGCAGCACAGUGUUUAGGUGUUAUUUGUGUGAUGUUGGGGAAUGCUGUGAGGUAAGCAGUGAUAAAUAAUACUGGUAUCUCGGUGUGCAAAUAAAUUUAAUUUGUCUGAAUGAGUCACAAAUAAAUUUAAUUUGUCUGAAUGAGUCACAAAUAAAUUUAAUUUGUCUGAAUGAGUCACAAAUAAAUUUAAUUUGUCUGAAUGAGUUAGGAGGAUAUUAGCCUAUUGUGUGUAAGUAUGUUUUCUGAUGAUCUGAGUGCCAUAUGGACAGUGUACACUGUGUGUAUUUCAUUAUCAUUGAUGUGUUAAGGAACCUGUUUCUGCAAGUAGAAAUGAUACAAUAAUAUUGCAUCAUAUUACUAGUCUGAUAAUUUUUAUCUCUUUAAUCUCAAGUAAUCCUGAUAAUUAGUGACAAGAGAUUUUAACAAGAAGUUAAUACAAUUGAUGUUGCUUGAAACAUUGCCUAUUGAUACAUUUUCCCUACAAAUACAGAAACUGCCAGUCAUAAUUAUUUCAUGUAUUAAUAUUGCUGAACACUAUGAGAAGUAGCAUUAGUUCACAAGUACCAAGUAAUAACUUGCACCCAACUAAAAAUUUUUUGUUUCAAUUAAAUAAAUAUAUGUUAAUUCCAUAUUUUCUUAAUCAAAUUAGAAAGACUACCAGACACAAAAUGAUAUUUUUUGGAAAGUAGACAGCAGUUUUAAUUUAAUUGGCUGGCCUGGUCAAGGAUCAUAGGAAAAUAAUUUAUUUAUAAUUAUUUCAGUUGGGAGUUCAAAGAAAAAAAAACUCUUCAUGGCUUAGAAAACACAUCAACAGGCAACAAAUAUAAUGGAAAGCAAUAUGUUUCGUUUACAUUAAGUUGGAGAGGAUUAUUGUUUCUGGAAAAAAGGAAUCUCUAUUUUUUUAUGUUUAAGAUGCUCAAAAUGUGACUGAGGCUCACUGUGUUCAUCUUUUAAAAUCCUUAAUGUAGUUUGCACUUUGUUCUCUUCUUUCAGCCUUCCAAGAUCUGUGGUCAAGAAAAAUUUUACACCCAUCCACCUUUGCUACCUGGAGAGCAGAUUAUUUCACAGCAGGAUCAUGUAACAUGUGUGGACACCUUUGAUGAUAUUGCAGAAGGAGUACUCCACAUCACCACCUACAGAGUUAUUUUUGCUGGUUCUCAUAUGAAGGUAGACACACUUUUUUGAGGGAGCAUUUCUCAUUAUUAUAAAAAAGUAGCUAAUUUUGUAUGGAAAAAACUAUUGAUAAUUCAUUCAUAGAGGAAAGAGAAAUCCUGAUAGGGGUUUUUAGUGGUUAUCGUAGGUGGAACAGAGUGGAGAAAGAGGAAUAUACAUGCAGCAUCUCAUUUCUUAUUUCUUUGUUUGUUGUCAUGCAAGUGGACAUUCAUGAGUGAUAAGUAUCAAAUAAGUUUAUGCUCUGGCAGGCUUGUUCAAUAAUGCAUUUUAACCCUUUAACUCCCAAGAUAUCAUUUAGUAAUUCUCCCUAUCUUUUACCAAAUUAUUUUUAUUGUAUUAGUUUGGAGAAUUUGGUAUUGGAUCAAUUAAUAAUCACAUAAUUGAUCUUUUUCUUUAUUCUUAUCACUCUUUGGCUUGAUAUUGUAUUGAUGUUGUAAGGAGAAAUUCUUGCUUGGUCACUUACGGGAGUUAAAGGGUUAAGUUAGUAUAUCAUGGAGCAGUAGUAUAAGCUGCAAAAGGAAACCUCUGAAAGCUUUCCAUAAAAUAAUGAAACUUCCUAAGGCUUUUCACAAAGACUACAAAUUGCACUUUCCCUAUGGGCUUGUGCAAUUUUGUUGUCUUUGAAAAAUUUGCUUAUGCUUGUUUACACCAUAUUGCUUGAGAAAUCAUUUUAUUACCCAUACUAAUGAAAACCAGGGGUUUCAAUGGAAGCUGGUUACAGGUAGUGUAGCACUGCAUUUAAGACCUCUCACCAUCUUCUGUUUAGCCUGUGAGCAGCCUCUCAUGUUUGGGUUUUGUCUUACAGCAUAGCUGCCUCAUACACCAUCUGCAACUACUUAUAGAGAAGUUAUUGAAACCUCUGUAAUGCUAUCAAUUUUAGUGCCACUCAAACCAUAAGAAAUUAACCAAAGACGUGUUGUGGCUACUGUAAUGAGCCAACUACCCUACGGUAGCUGAAUUCAGCAUGGAAUUCUUAUAAUUUGUACCCUUGCGUCUUGGAAGUACAGGACAUACAUAAAGACUGUUGAUUUGAAGGUGACAUUUGACCUUCUCCUUGAUCAGGGGACACCAGUUAAUGUGCAAGUUUAGAUCUACUUGUUUUCAAACCAUAACUUAGGCUGGAUUUGAGUAGCCUUUGUUUGGUUUUGACUGUCUCUUUAAAUUGGCUAAAGUUUUGGUAGAUGGACCAUAAAAGAUGUAUAAGAUAGAUCUGUUUAUGAUAAUGUAUGUUAUUAGUUGGUGUGAGAAACAAUUUUAAGCUUCCAACAUUUUUUUGUUGCAGCAUGGCCUAGAUGAUCAUGAGUUUGUUGAUGCUGAUCCUGAGGAAGUGGCAAGGAGAGGGCAUCACUUUCAAACAAGCUCUAGGAAGGCCUCCCCUAGCCACUCUAAAUGUCACGCAAUCAGGAGUUUUGAAGCGACUCUUCCAAGGAAACCAAAUAAAAGGUGUGGUUUAAUGUAGCAUCUUGGUCAUUAAAUAGAUGAUGACCUACUGUUUAGCGCAUUGGAUUGUGGUUCCAGAGGUCUUAGUUUGAUUGGGUCUGACUGGGUUACUUGUGUUGUGUUCUUGGGAAAAAGUAACAUAUAACUUUCACAGUGCCCCUCCACUCAAGAGUUAUAAAUGGGUACCAGCAAAUUAUCAGGGAAGCUUGGGGGUAACUGUGUAAUAAACUAGCAUCCCAUCUGGGAAAGAGUACUGUAGUAAUACUCCUAGUCAGUAAAAACUACUAUGGAAACAGGGACAAGCUCUAGCUGAAUGGGCCACAAGUCUCCAGUACAUACAUUUUUUUUUUAAUUGUAUGGAAAGAAAAGCAGACAGUGGUAAACUAAUUGAAUUCAUGAGUUGUCAUUUUUACACUGAUUCCAGGUUGGAUGGAAUACAGAGUGUUGAUUUUUAUGUGUUCUUACUCUGAGGCUACCCUCAUUGUUGUUGUUUUUUUUUAAGGUUGAGUGCCCAUAAUAUUUCUAAGAAAAUAAAAUCAGGUGGCAUGAGAAGAGGACUGCGGCACAGCCAGUCAAUGAAAGGGAAGAACCAUGCAGUGGCUACUCUUCCUGGUGUUUGUGAACAGAGUGUCAAAUUACAAACCCUGAGGCCAAUUGUUCUGUCAAAUAUUGAACAUAUUGGUGAGUACAACAACUGUUACUCUCUAAAAUUUUGCCAGUUAACCCUUUAACUCACAGGGUCAGAUUGACAAUUCUCCCUUUUUGCUGCUACACAUAUCCAUGUGAACUAAUUGCAAGAAUUUGGUGUUAGAUCAAGAUAAACAACUUCUACCUGAUAUGUUUGAGUGUUCUCAUUACCUGUUUUCUGGAUACAGUAUGGAUAUUAUAGGGAGAAGUUACAUGUUAGUCACUUCUGGGAUUUAAAGGGUUUAGAGGCAGGUAACAAAAGUCCAUUAGAGAUCUUGUGAUUGUUUUGUGCUGACCUUACUUGAUCUUUAGUACAUUUAACAUUACUAUCAAAGAAAACAAUAAUUGCUGUGUAUCGAAAUUCAAAAUAAAUUACUGUAGGAGACAGGGUGGGUUAAUGGUCAGUGCACUGGACUCUGGGUUAAGAAGUCUGGGUUCAAGACCUAGCCAGGUCAAUGUGUUAUGUUCUUGGGCAGUUCUUCAUGCAGUCAAAAUUUGUCACUUCCAAUUUUUACAAGGGAGCGUUGCAACAGUAAUAAUUGUGUCAAGUGUGUUUACACUGUCACUCCAGUAGUGAACUCUCCUUUUUGUUUCCCAGGGUCACCUAUGUACAAAAGCCUGGGGUUAUUACAUACAGUUGUACAGUGUGAUCAGAUGAUGUCACCUUGUGCUUAUUGUGGCUAACGGCUUUUUGUGUUUUCUCUUUUUAUUUUUAUCAAACAGAUCAUAGCUAUGAAGUGGAAGUGUCCAUUCCUCUUUCAAGUAUUUUUGACAUUAAGAAGUUCUCCAAGAAGAACUUGCCAAAAGACAAACAAAUGUUUUUGUUGGAUGGAUUUGAAAUUUUCUGUAGCAACAUCCAAUCACAUAGGGUAAGUGCAUUGUAUUCUAGCUGUAAUUCAGUCACUGGGGAAAAUGAUCCUUGCAGCUCUUACUAUGUGCUUGGUUAGCUCAUGUUGAAGAGCACCAGGCUGCAGUGGGGGAGGUUGAGGGUUUCAGCCUUAGAAUGGACCAACACUCAGGAUCUUAAAUUAACUGAGGAGAAUGUGCUGCCUUUGCUAGGAUAUGUGCAAAUGGUUAAUCAUUGUUACAGUAAUCUACUUGGAUAAGGACAAUAAACUAUAGGUCCUGUCUCCUACAUCCUCUCAGUACUGGUUAACAAAGUAGGGACCAUACAGCAUGUAGCUCCUGGUAUCGUGGUCUGGCCUUGUUAUUGUUAAUAAAAGCCCCCAUUUAAACCACCUUUUAAGCUGAACCAGGUCAGCGUGUCAAAUUAUAGCAAAUUAUAGCAAGUUCAUACACACACUACAGGGAUACAUACCUACUACAGUAAUUAUCUUAAGCUUUUGUAUCAAUUGACUACAGCAUAAGUUGUAUAUGGAACUUGUUUAAACAUGUACAUAUAUUUUAUUUUCAACUCAAAGUCUAAUAUAUUGUGCUUUUUUAGUUCUGUCCAGGUCUUAUGACCACAAUUGAUGCAGAGGCUGUUAUGAAAAUCAUUCUCCAAACUUCAAAAAUAGUAAGUGGUAAUUUGUGUACCAACUGAUUUUAAGGAGCUCCUUCUGAUACAUACCCUGGCCUUUUCAAGAAGCACACUUGUUUCAAUAAGUGUCUCAAUAACAUGUCUCUUAAUUGCAAGACCACCAGGAAGUUUGAUGUUUGAGUAGUACUGGUGUACCAGUACAACAUCACUUUCUUACACAGAAGGAGAUACAUGUAGUUCUAAGUUAUCUUAUCUGCUCUUUCCAAGAAGUAGCACAACUUCUUUAAAGAGACUAUCUCUUUCUCUAACUUUUGGUCUGUUUUUAAUUGGCUCUUUGAUGAAAUUAGUAUCUCCGCCUUGAAGCUGAAUUGUUAUGAUCAGGUAUCACUUAAAGCAUUUACAAUGUUUUAAGAAUGCAGGAAUGCAGUCAGUGACAAAAGAGUUGAAGCAAUUGAAAGUAUCUUAAUAAGCACCUCAAAAUAAUUUCAAACAGUUGUGGAUUUUCUUUUAAUUGCCCUUGUCUAAAAGUGACCAAGAGGGAAAGUGGUUGUUCCCAGUUUUAAGCAAACUUAAGAUGAUUCCUCAGCCAAAAAAAGUUAUCAAAGGUUUUUUAAAACUUUUCAUAUUAAAAAUGUUCCCUACCAAAGUCUGUUUUGAAAACUACAAUAAAAAAGUGGGUUUCUGUGCUUGCUCUAAACUGAUUGCAGGCAUGCCUAUUCGCCUGAUUUUUUUAUAUUUUUUAUGUGCGACACAGGUUGCUCAGUGUGAUACUGAGGAAUCACCUUAAAAUGAACUAACAACAAUCUUUAAACAUCCUCUGCUAGAGCAUGGUAUUAUGUAACGGUAGUUUUUCCAUUUCUUGCAGGAUUUUUCUAAGUUAUUUGCCUUUACUUAUAAAAGCUCCAUCAUUCUGCCUACGUCAUGUACUAUUUUGGACAGUAAAGAUGCUCCCAACUUCUAUAAGUUUGAAGGUAAAUGGACUAUUUUCAUAUCCAUCAUUUCCAAAAGUGAUCACCCCACAAAUCCUCAUAGGUUUGAUUUUAUCCCUCACAUUUUAACUGCCACGGGUGACCAAGACUGAAUAUCUCCUUACAAUACCAAUACAAUAUCAAGCAGCCAAGUGAUGAGAAUAAAGAGAAAUAUCAAUCAGGGGGGUUAUUAGUUGACCCAGUAUUCCCCACACUAACAUCAUAAGAAUUGUAUGGCAGACGGUAAGGAGAAUUACCUUUUAGAUCUUGGGUGUGACAAGGUUAAAGAAUAUGGGACUUUUAACUCCUAGAUUUUCAAAGGAGGCGUUGCAGUCAGUGUUGGAUGCGACAUUAAAAUGGGACUCAUGAUAAGAAUCAUUGCCAAAAUGUUUUAAUGACUAUGAGAGCUUUCUUUGCAUGAAAUUCAUUUAAGACUUUCGAAGAUGACGGAAAUAAACAUACAGAACACAAAUUUCCCACACACCAUUAAUUCAUUCAUUAAUUAAGUUCGCAUUUUUGAAAGUAUUAUUUGUUGCAAUUUUUUGCAGUAGAGUGUGACCGACUCAAGUUAUUCCAUACUGGAAACUGGCAAAUUCACAGUGAGUACACGUCCAAAAGAAUUUCCUUGUGUACUCUUCAUGUAACUACUAAAAGAAAUACCUUGUUUAUCUACCACUUUCAAGUGAAUUAGGCUAAAUUUAUUUAUAACGAAAUUUUUAGUUAUAAAUUUAGUUUUAAAACCUCUUAUUCUUGUUCCAGAAGGAACACGGCCUUUACACUAUCCAGCAAAAGUGGUUGUGCCGAUUUCAGUGACAAAGGAGGAGUUAACUGAAAUAGCUGACGUUCACAGGUAGAUAAUUGAUGGUCGACAGUGUAUUUAAUUAGACUGGCUGUUCAUGCAACUGCUCUUGAUGGCAAACUUGGCUUGAAUCCUGGAAUUUCUAGGACCAGGAGUAAUUUUUCCGUUAUCUCAAAGUUUUUAUUUCUUCUUGCAGAGGAGAAGGAUGUUUCCCAGUAGUUUGCUGGAGACAUAUCAAUUGCGGUGCAGUCAUGCUAAGGUCUCCUGCAGCAUUGUUCAGAAGGUACGAACAGUGGUAUUUGAUUGACACAUGCUCAUUUGACAUGUGUCAUUAGUUAACAUUUCACUUCUUUCAAUAUCAACACAUCUUAUCCAACAAACUGGUGAUACAUAACUGAUGUACAAGAAAUGUGCAGGAACUUGAAGAGAGAAUUACAGAUCAAAUCUUGGAAGAUUCCGGGUUGUAAGGUCUGGGCAUUGAGAUGUUGCCUUUCUGUGAGAGGAAUCCUUUAGAUCGUCAGUGUAAAGUGAAAUGUUGGAACAUUGAUUAAUGUAAGGGACUGUCGAUGUGUCCUUAAAUUGUUUCAUUCAAAGGAAAUAGUGUAUCUUCAGGGAACUGAGGAAGACGGUUUGGAGAUUGCGUUCGGGAGGAGCCUCAGUUUUAGCGUUUUGAAGUAAAUGUUGCAGAAAAAAUAUCUGUAGCACGUCCUAGAAAAAAGAUCUCUUGGUUUUUGCUUCAAGUCACUAAUUUUGUUCGAAUUGUUUCUUGCAGAGGCCUUAAAGACUCGCGUUGCCCAGCAGAUGAGAAGUAUCUUGUAACAGUCAGCGCACUUAGUGAAGCUGCUACAGAAAAACUGGUUGUUUUCACUGAACAGUACGUAAAAUUGUAGAUGAAGAGUAAUCAAAUGACUUUGAUGGCUCUAAUUCGAAACUGUGAAGAGCCAAAAAGGAAAUAUAAAUUAAAAAAAGUUAAAUGUUAUUGUCUCCUCCUGAGCCUUGUGGUUUCCGCAAUUUGUUUUUCUAAAUGGCGGCGCCCGUAAUCGAAUUUUUAAAUUGUUGGUAACCGAUGUUGUCUUCUGCUUUAGAAUAAGACAGUCAGGAGGAGGGUUACUGAACUCUUCUCAACAAGUGACUCAAAUGACAGGACAGCUCACUCCACAGGAAGGCGAGAGUAAGUCAUCUCCCCCUGAUUUAACACUUAAACUGCAGAUCUAAAAUGACCUCUGCACACUUAAUUUUAUAUGCAGCAAAGAAGGGGAUGGUACUCUGAUUUUCAAAAAUGAACAACAUUCAUGUGAUAAUUUGUUUGGGUCAAUUUCUGUUUGGUGUGAAUUGACAUUUCCAUGGCAUCCAAAUUUUAUUGGUAAUUUUACAAGAAGAUGUUUGCUUUCAAUGGUGAUUUUGUACUCAAAUCGCUACAUUCUCGUCGUCUUAUACUGUUUCUGAUUUUAAUACAAAUUUCACGUAUUGUUAUAUUUAUUACAGCUUCAGUUGUAACCCUAAGUAAGCAAAAAACGUCUGAUUAUGAGAGGGUUACUCAGACGUUAACGCAGACAUCAAAUAAUAAUUUUUUUUUGCGUUCUCUUGUCUCAGCUUUCUAUUAUCCUAACAUCAAGUUUAUGUAUGCUGAGGGAAUACCAGAUGUCAAAUCAGUGAAGCAGAGUGCGUACAAACUUCAAGCAGUUCUCGCAAACAGAAGGUGAGAAUGUUGAGUGUUUGCUUCUUGUCAGUUUCUAUGUCUGUUGUUUUUCCAAUUCCUAUUGUUUUUCCCUUUCGCUCUGACAAAGGGCUGACGCUCGAUAUGUUAGCUUCAGAAUCUAUCUACGGUGGCCAGUUCGCAUCAUCAACUCAAUUGAUAAAACCGAAUUAUCUUGUUGGUUUUUUCUGGUUUUAAUGGAGCUCUUUUUGAUCCAGCGUCGUAAAACUAAAACCAAAGUGAUCAUAACAGGAAAUUAGAACAAAGGAAAGUAUCAUAUGGUGAGAGGUUAAAGCAAUACAUUUAACCUUCCUUUAGCGCGGGAAAGCGGUCAAGUCACAAUGGGUUGUGUUUUUGUGUGAAAUCCAUCCAUGUUACUGCAUUUUACGUCACUCUAAUGCAUUACUUUGACCCUCCAGUGAUGACAGUAAAUGGCUUUCUGCGCUGGAUGAUUGUGAUUGGUUGAAUCAAGUCAGCGAGCUGCUCAAAACAGCCACUCACAUUUCAGUUGCUAUGGAUUGUGACAAGUCAUCUGUCAUGAUCAGUUAUGAAGACGGAAUGGACAGAACAGCUCAGGUGUGUUUUCAAUGACAGGCGCUAAUCUUCAUGUUUUGAGUCAAUUUUCUGCCAUUUGGAAACCAGACUAAGUUUAAAAAUAGUCUGCUAUUAUGGAUAAACAGUAAAGACGUUAUAGUAGAUUAAAACAAUGACGAGGAUUGUGGAAGAUGGCGAAGAUUUUCAUGUUAUAAAUGGCGAUUUUUCUAAAUUCAGGCAAAAGUUCCCAAAAGUAAUGCAACUCCUCUUAGGCUCAGAUAAUCCAAGUUGGAGUUACAAAUGAACGCAAAUGAAUGUGUGCCUGUGUUUGCGUUGACCUGCAGUUAUCUGAAUGUGCAUUGACUGACACUGUCAGGGUUUUUUUCUGUUUAUUUUAUACCAAUAUACUUAAAUCCACCAUCGGUUCUCUUGUGUUGCAUCCCACUACAUUUCAGAAGCAACUUUUCAUUAAAUUAUGCGCACCCAGCGAGUGAAUAGAGACAAACUUUCAAGCUUAGCCACCUAAAACAAAUUUGGUCUCUUGUCAGAGACGUCCAAUCAUUUUGUAGAUCACUUUCGCCGUCAUAUCAGAUGCAUUAUUGCCCCUUGGUGACAAUUCUACAUCAAUUUUCGUUACAAAAUGAGAAAACAGUUUGGUUUUUUUUCACUUAAUUUUGUCGUGGUAUUUUCUCCUCGCUCACUCUAUGGAAAUUGAAAAUAACGUUGGUUAUAUUCAGUGGUUCAUAUUAUUUAUUGGGUUAUCGUUUGUCAGGUGACAAGUCUUUCUCAGUUGUUGCUGGAUCCUUUUUAUAGGACAGUGGCUGGCUUUCAGGUUUGUUCGUCGUCCUUGCCUUGUCUCUGCUAAGUUAUUCAACCCUAAACAGUAGCUUUUUUACUGUUCAAAUACAUUUUUCAUAUACUGCAAGUCUAAUUGCUCCUCUUCUAUAUUCCUGUGAAUUAGCCUUUCUAGCCUCGACAAAACGUUUAAAAACAAUGGAAUUUUCUCUCAAAAGCGAUGCUAAGAGGGCUUAAUUGCAUGCCCAUAUGCGUGACGUUUUUGUUUUGCACAAGAACACGACACAAUAACUAUAGCUGGUGCUUGAAACCAGACUUUUCCAGCAAGUUAACGACCAGACCAUCAAAUCUCAUCCAAUUUUGUCAAAUCUGCUUGCAAACUUCAACUUAUUCACAUUUUGUUAGGUGUAACUCACUUCUGAUUUGUCUCCUUUUAUCCAGAUCUUGAUUCAAAAGGAAUGGUUAUCAUUUGGUCACAAAUUCUACUCCCUUACCAUGUCCCCGCAGGCUCAUGAUGAUUACAGUCCGGUGUUUCUUCAAUGGUUGGACUGUGUUUGGCAGGUAAAGUGGCCGAUGGUCGCAUGAUAUAUUGCACUUAUUUAAGUCACUCCUUACGACCUGAAAACAGACAAAAAAAGGUACAAGGGAGCUUGGAUUGGUCAACCUGGAGUUUAAGUAGAGUUGAUUGGUCAAGAAAGCCAUACGAUUUCUUCGCUAUGUGACCCGACCCAUGCCUCUCUCCUUUUUUUCCCUCCGCUGCAACUAGCACGCCAUUUACUAUCACGCUCCGUUUUCCAAACUGAGCAUGGAACAGACUGAUAAAAAACGACGAUUCUGUCUUUGCAGGUCCUUCAACAGUUUCCAUUCUCAUUCGAGUUUAACAGCCUUUUACUUGAGGUAAGAUGUAAGGCACUGUACGUUAAUCGUCGUUAUUGUGGAAUGCGUUUUUCUCUUGCUAUCAUCGCGACCUUCGUGUGCUCUUAUCGUGAGGGUCAAGCUGCAAAUUGGCACUUGUUCUUUAACUCCCAUCAGUGGCCAAGUCAGAAUUUCUUCUUACAAUACCAAUACAAUUUAUAAUCAAGUUCGGAUAUAACGCGCGGUGUCAUUGGUUGAAAGAGCGUGCUCUACGAGAGUAUAGAGCAUAGAGCUGAGCUAAAGCUGUCACGCCAUCUGCCAAACUGUACUAUGUUCGACCUUUUCCGGGACUUCCUUUUAGCUUUUUUCCGAUAAUUGAAAGUGAAAUUUCGGAACAAGCGAGCCGGCAAGUAGCAACAGAAGAACGAAAUAAAGGUUUGUAAACAUACCAGGCGCCGUAAUUUACGUUAUUAAAACGUGAGCAGAUACGAAAAUCCUCAAAGGAAAAACAAAAUAGACAUUCGAGGUUUUAAAGAUUGAGUCACGCUCAGUUAGAUUGCAAGCUUACGUACGGAAAUAAAAAUCAAACACAGCUAACACUCAUAUAGUAUAUAAAGUUCAGUGUUCAAAAACAUAACAGAACAAAAUAGAAAUGAUGAAAAAUAUAACCAAACUGGCAUAACUGUUAAAAUUCAUUCUAAUCAUGACGGUGUCUGAGCGAAUAUGAUCAUGCUGAAGUCCAUCGCGGCUCGCUCAUCAUGGCGAUCUCCGGUCAUCACAGCAAGCCUCAGAAACUACAUCGGCCGCCCUUCGAGUGAAAAAAUAAGAGCUUGCUCUGAUAUCCUUCCCGAUGCGUUGAGUGGAAAGUCACAUCUGUCACUGUAGCCGAGUUUUGCGGCGCUGUCAUCCCGAGCGAUCUUCAUGUUCCGGUGAAUUCGGCUGUCGUUCAUUCAAAAAACACUCGCCCUGAACAGUUUGUUUUCUACCAUGUCAUGUGAAAAAACUCGCGUGUUUUUAUGAGCCAUAAUUCGGCUGAAGUUCACUGAACAUUUCACUUCAAGAUUCUGUAUUAGAGACUUAAAAACUUCAGGCAAAAGUGUUGAAUUCGACCUACCGAACUAUUUUAGUUUGUAAACUAUCGCAGAAGGUGAACUUUGAUGGUUUGACACUUUAGACAGCUUUAGUCUUGUACAGCCAAUCAGAUUAUUUGAACCAUUCUAACAGGGAUUCUGAUUGGCUUAUUGUAGCGUGCUUUAUGAGAGUAUAGAGCAUGCUGACGACACUGUUGUUCGCUUUGGAAAUAAGAUUUGUUUUGAAAAUUGAAAGCAAUGCUCGGGGAAUUUAAUGGAUUCUUAAUUAUAAAACAAAUAGAGAAGAGUUGGCUGUGCUCUGUUCUGUUAUAAAGCACGCAGGAAGCGGCUAGAGCACGAAAGAAGUGUAGGGAACUAUUUGUUAAUUAGUUUAAUUAGUUAAUUAAUUAAUUAGUAAAUUAAUUAAUCAGUUUAAUUAGUUAAUUUGUUAAUCUGUUAAUUAUAAUAAAGCUCGGAUAUAACACGUACUGUCAUUGGUUGAAAGAGCGUGCUCUAUGAGAGUAUAGAGCAUAGAACUGAGCUAAAGCUGUCACGCCAUCUGCCAAAUCGUACUAUGUCCGACCUUUUCCAGGACUUCUUUCUAGCUUUUCUUUCGUUAAUUGAAAGUGAAAUUUCGGAACAAGCGAGCAAAGGUUUGCAAAAAUGCCAGGCGCAGUAAUUUACGUUACUGUAACGUGAGCAGAGACAAAAAUCCUCAAAGAUAAAACAAGAUAGACAGUCCGAGUUUUUUUUAACGGUUUUCACGCUCAGUUAGAUUGCGAGUUUACGUACGGUAAUAAAAAUCAAACACAGCUAACACUUGUAUAAUAAUAUAAAGUUUCGAUUUCAAACAGAAAAAAACAGGAAUGAUGUAAAAUAUAACCUGGCAUAACUGUUAAAAUUCAUACUAAUCAUGUCGGUGUCAGAGCGACUUAAGGUCGAUCGCGGCUAGCUAAUCAUGGCGAUCUUCGGUCAUCGCAAUGGAGCAAGCCUCAGGAACUAAAUCGACUACCCUUCGAGUGAAAAAAUAAGAGCUUGCCCUGAUUACCUUUCCGAUGCGUUGAGUGGAAGGCCAGAUCAGUCACUGCAACCGAGUUUUACGACGCUGUCAUUCCGAGCGAUCUUCAUUUCUUAGUGAAUUCGGCUGUUGUUCAUUCAUAAUACACUCGCCUUGAACAGUUUGUUUUCUACUUGUCAUGUGAAAUAACUUGCGUAUUUUUGUGAGCCACGAUUGGGCCGAAUUUCACUGAACAUUUCACUUUCAGAUCCUGCAUUAGAAACUAAAAAACUUCAGGCAAAAGUGUUAAAUUCGACAUGCCGAGCUAUUUUAGUUUGUAAACUAUUGCAGAAUAUGAACUUUGAUGGUUUUUGAACUUUGAUGGUUUGACAUUUUUGACAGCUUUAGUCUUGUACAGCCAAUCAGAUUAUUUGAACCAUUCUAACAGGGAUUCUGAUUGGCUUAUUGUAGCGUGCUUUAUGAGAGUAUAGAGCAUGCUGACGACACUGUUGUUCGCUUUGGAAAUAAGAUUUGUUUUGAAAAUUGAAAGUAAUUCUUGGGGAAUUUAACGGAUUAUUUAUUAUAAAACAAUUAGAGAAGUCUUGACUGUGCUCUGUUCUGUUGUAAAGCGAUUAGGAAGCGGCUAGAGCACUCAAGAAGUGGGGAGAAACACUCGACUACGUCUCGUGUUUCUCCCUACACUUCUUUCGUGCUCUAGCCGCUUCCUGCGUGCUUUACAACAGAACAGAGCACAGUCAAGGCUUCUCUAUUUGUUAAAUCAAGCAGACGUGUGACGAGAAUGAGGAAAAAUAAAAAUAAGGGGGUUAUAAAAUGAUGCAAUACAGAGUUUUCCAAACCAACCUUAUGAGAAUUGAUGGCAGGCGACAAGGAGAAUUACUAAUGAGAUCUUGAGAGGGAAAGGGUCAACAGGCAAUGCCAAGUUGUGCUAAUUCAAGCCAGUUGGAAAUUAUGCGACAUUUUGCUGCGACCAAAUUCUGUUGCAGAGUCAAAGAUUUACACAAAAAGUUUCCAUCUCUACGCUCGCAGUAGACCUCUUGAGUGAAUAUCUCGCGCAGUUGUUAUGACCAGCAUUGAUGCACACGCUGGUUUGCAGUGUAUUUCUCCACCAAGUGCAUGGGCGUUUUUAUUCUCGCAUUCAAAUAUCUUUCUAACUAACUGAUAAACAGAGACCAAGAGUUGUUCAUGUGUCUUUCACUACACGGCCUUUGUGGAAGUUUCAGCCUUUUUCCAAUGUUGGACGGUGCUGAUACCUGAUAAGUUAUACCUUGUCCUCACUGCACUUAUUUCUGUUUUAGGUAAUUGCAGAACACGUUUAUUCCUCGCGAUUUGGAACGUUUAUUGCCAACGCAGAAAGCGAGAGAGAAGAGGUACGUAACUUCAAGCCUCAUCUAUUUGUAUGUUGACGCUCAAUUUUUUACAGCAGUGUAUAUUUUUUCUGUCACGUGUUUAAAGAAAGACUACGAUUCAGAAGCUUUGUACUUUUUAUCUUUAAGUAUGUUUAAAAAUUAAGUUCCUAUCUUACUUUGAGAUUCCAUAGUAACCUGUCUGAUAGAGAAGUGUUUGAACCUUCUAACCCCUAGGAGUGAUAACCAUCUAAUUUCUACAACAGUAUCCCCCCUGAAUCAAAUAUUAAGGUUACGGGAAUACAGGAAAUGAUUGCGAUUGAUUGUUAAACAAAUUCUCCCUGUAAAUACUAAAGGAAAUGUGAGGAGAACAGUAAAGAGAACUUGUAUACUGAUGUUAGGGUAUAAAGGGUUAAACCAUAGUCGAAUUUCAGCAUAUUUGAAGGAAACGUUUGGAAGGUAAGGUUACUCCUUAUAAUCUCAAACUGAGGUUAUUGUCUUACAAUUAUCCACCUGCUUUAUGAUAACGAAGAUAAAAAUGAUAUGGACUCUGAAGCGUACUUGACUCCUAAGAUAAACUUCAUAACGUUGGUAACGGUUUGUAAAAUUUCUGCACAGCCCCUACUUCAUGAUGCAUACAGUUCUUGAAUGAAUAAUAUGCAUUAAAAAAUUUACGCGCUUCUGGUUGGCAUGGUAAGUUGUAACACGAGUGCAAAUUACAAAUAGCGCGCGCUGCUAAAAUUUCGUCCGUUUUGAUUUAUUGUGAUGCGUUUUUCAUGUAAAUUGUUAACAAGUAACAACGUGAUUUUUCUUGCAAUUUUGUUGUCUUUGAAAUAUUAACUCGUGCUUAUUAACACCAAAGAAUAAGGGGGUAAGAAAUUGUGGUGCUGCGUCGUUGGGAGAAUAUAACAGGGUAAUUUAGUAUUAUCAACUGAGUUAAUAACGUAAAUUGGACACCGUAAAGAGUUUAAAAGCUGACGUUUCGAGCAGCAAAGGGUUGACGCUCGAAACGUCAGCUUUUAAAAUCUUUACUGUGGCCAAUUUACGUUAUCAACUCAGUUUGCCUUAUUAACAUCAAAUUGCUCCCGAAAUCAUGUUAUUACCUAUACAAAGAAAACAAUGGCGAAAACAAUAGAUUUCCUCGGGGACUAUGCUUUGUUUUAAGAUAGUAGGGUGCUGGGCGGAAAUCUCACUAGCGGUUUUAUCAACAAAUUCGACCUGUGAAAUGAUUUUGUAUAUGGAAGGCAGUUGUAUUGUGCGUGUUACUCAGAACUUUAUUUUUCAAAAGGAAAACAUUGGUUUGUUGUCUUCUUAACAGGAAGAAUACGACGAUAAGACAAUUUCCCUUUGGACCUGGCUAAACGUGACUACCAUGGCAAACCCUGAAAAGUUCAUCAAUUUGCGUUAUAAGGAACAACCGCAACAGAGGUAAGAAUAGAGUGAGAAUCAACUAACCCAUGAAUCAAGUAUUUUUGAAACAAAUCACAACACUGUGUCCUUUUCCGUUGUCUCUAAAGGAUGUCAUAGCACCGUUAAGUAAAUCUGGGGUCAGUGAACAGUGUUGAUUUAUUUUUUCGCUCUGAAGACAGCUUUUAUUUUGAUACUUUAACUCCUUCAGUUUUUAAUCUCACAAAGGUUACACCUCACAAAAUGUUUUAACGUACGACGCUACAUGAAUUCACGAGACAAAUCUGGACGGGCGUUAACUCUUCAUUCCUGAAUCAGCGCUGGCGCCCUCUCAAACAGUUCGCUGAGAUUCAAGAGGAAAAUCUCUACGUUUGCGUCAAAUCCUCUCGUCAACUCUUGUUGGGGGGAUUUUGUUGCUUUGAAAAAACUCUGAGUUAUUUUUAUACCCGUAGAAAUGCGCCAGAUUUGAAUUUAUAGAAGGUACUCCUACUAAAGUACGACAGAGUGCUGGAGAUGUAUACGAGGAGGACUCUCUGUAAACUUGACUUCAAACAGCAUUCUGAGGGCAGGUUGCUGUGAUACACUUUAACUUGGACGUGUUCUUCUCAGAAUCAUUCGCGUCAAAAGCCAAAUCUUGUUGCUCCUUUGAUGGUCUUUUUCCUCUUUUUAUGGAGGGAGGAUUCCAGGAGAAUUCAGACAAAAUAGCUUAGGAGCAAGGAAAAGAGCUAACUACAAAACCAACCCACGUGUGGGUGUAAGGGCCUGUUUCUCGAAAGAACCGAUAACUUAACGUGUCAGAAAUGAUUUUACAAGCCGUAUUUUAAAAUUUGAUAUUAGGUAAUAGUAGUGCCGGUGUCUGCUCUUCGGUCUUGACGGUGUCCUCCCCGUGACCUAAACUUUUGUUCGUGUCAUAACUUAAAAGUUGACUGCUUUAACUUAUAUAAGUGCUUGUUUCUAUUUUUUUUUUCUCCCAGAGUGCUUCGUCCCCUGUACAGAAUACCUUAUCUUAAAUUGUGGUCGUCAUUCUAUGUCAAUCGAUAUCGUUAUGAUCAUGUUCACGAUGCUUCAAAAGCAGCCGAGCUGGAGGCACUGAAACUGGAAGAUAGAUACGAGGUAACAAAAUUUUGGCGUACAUAUUUAAAUCCCUCUCAAAAUUCCUUUCCUGAAUAACGUCUCUGACUUGGGGCAGUUUUGAUUAGUGUGUCAAAAGCAAUCUGGAAUGAGAUCGGUUCGGCUUUAACCCGCUCUACGAUUGGUCUAGAAAGCUGGCAGCAUCCUCUCCAGCAUUCAAUGGCUGACAAGAGCUAGCACUGAUGACAAAAUAACUUAAAACGUCAAUGUUAGUGCUACUCGACAAGCUUAAUCAAGGCAGGUGGCUGAUCACUUUCCGAGGCAUUUCGACGAGACAGAGGGCCUCUAAACUGCACUGCUCCAAGCUGCGACCAUAGUGGUAGUUAUGGCAACCUGUGUUUGGUGGCCGUGUAAUAAUAUGUGACGUUGUUCAAACCAGAUUUCAUGGUAUGAUCUUUAAAUGUUUCUCAUAAGCUUUUGUUUUCUUUUAUAAUUAUUUGACCCUCUCUCCGAAGUAUUAAGCUUAGAGAGGGCGCGUGAAUCACGCUCGCGCUCAAGACAAUGAUGUGGUCAGCGGUUUCGUGAGUCUUGUAACAUUGCAAGUGCCGUUUUUGGCCAAAAGACCACAUUGAAACGGUUGUGCGUUGUUCCCUGUAAGAUGGGUGGGGAGGGGGGUUAUAGCAGGGAUUUUGCGGUGGUUACAGAUUUUGAGUGAGACACCCACUUGAUUUUGUCUUUUCAGGAGCUCCAGGAAAAAUACUGCAGCUUGAUUCGUAAACUUGCCGAAGUGGACUCCGAAGAUUAUUCUUCUACAUUUUCCUUCCACACAGCUACUCUUCACCGUGCCUUGCAAAAAAAGCGUUCAAACGAUCAUUUUAGCGUGUUUAAGGGUAGCAGGAACAGUUCGCUUGAUAACGGACUUGACGCAUCCGGGACCUGGCCAAGCGAGGCUUCUAACCUGUCCGAAGAGGACUCGGAUACUCUGAUGUCAUCUAUGAAGUCGUUGUCCAUGCCGAGGAGGCGGAUGACACGCAGUCGUUCGUUGGAUGAUAUGUUGACCACUGAUCUGCGGCAAAAAAGAGCUCCUAAGAAAACAACGUUGUUGCGACGGGUCGGGAGCAGCAAAUUCUACACUGAGCAGAUAGUGAACGCUGUCAAUGCAGGUAAGUUUUUUCGGUGAGCCGUAAAGGCCCAAUGUUAAUCCGUAAGGCUGUGGGUUUGAGGCCCGGUCGGGUUUAGUGUUUUGUUCUCGGGCAACACACUUAAGUCUAACCGCAUCUCACCACCCACGAGUGUAAAGGGUUCCCAACGAAUGGUCAGGGAAGGCUGAUGAAAUGCAGGGCGGGAACCUUGUGACGGACUGGCAUCCCAUCCAGGGAGAGUAGUAAUACUCAUAAUCGCUUUAUGCUUUGGAAACCGGGACAAGCUUCGGCUGGGUAGGCCAUUAGGUUUAGACGCAUGUAUGAAGCCGUAUUGAUUCUGAAACCCCUCGAGUCAGUCAAGAGUGCAACAGUCGUUUAAAAAAAUAUGUUAAAAAGUUGUAGCGAGCUAGAGACUCCGGAAGAAUUUUUAGUCCUUGUGAAGACUCGCAGCUUAGGCACUCCUGAUUUCGCAAUAAAGAAUGCUUAACCGACCGAGCUGUGGAGAACUCGCUUGUUAGCUAAGCUGUAUGUCAGUAUUUGUGACAAGUAUUCUACAUGUUGCAAAGUCGAAAAUGUCCAGAGAAUCCUUUAAAAAGCCAGAGUGGUAAUCUUUGAGAUAUUAGGCUAUUGUGAUGAGCAAAAAGAAUAUGUUUUUAAAAAAAUGUUGGCCGCAUGACAGCUAAGGAUGAUAUUCGAGUUUUGUACGAUAUACCCGUAUACCCGUAUACAACACUAAUCGUGGUGGUAAUAAUAAUGAAGGCGUGAUAAUGUUAUAAUGACGAAAAAAGAUGAUCAGCUGUUCUAGAAGGAAUGAGAAGAGAUGGAACGGUAUUAUAAAUAAGUUAAGUUACUUAAUUUUUUUGUGUAUUUGUCUUCACAAAAGAGCCUACCACUGAUGUGAGAAAUCUUCCCAUCUCCGAGAAAUACAACAGUCUAAUAGAGUACCUCGACAGCGAAGGUAAGAAAAUCUCCUGACAGGACUAUCUAUCAGCCAUAAUGCAGUAAGUCUUUAUCUGAUGUAAAAAGGUUACUUAAAGAUCGAUCUUUCGUUUCACACCAUCCACUUUAGAGGAUUUCCACACAUUCCUUUUGUUUCAAAAUAAACGCCAUCCUUGAGGAGACUUGAAAUGGUAUUUUUAAUUUUUUAAGAGCAAUUCCUUUUUUGUAUAUUAUUUAUUUUAAUCAGAACAUCAAAAUAUACCUAUCUGCAUCGUUUGAAAAAAUCUUUACGCACGAGUUGAAGCCAUCUUGGAUCAUCAAAAUUAAAUGAGCUCUCAUUCCUUGCGUCCAAAUUUGUCCUUGGUCGAAUGCUAAUUUUAUAGGUGUUUGUAAAUUUGCUUUCAUCGUUGGUUAGGUAUCGAUCUUGGUUCAGAGAAGGAUGUUAUAGUGACUGAAUCACGAUGCUGUGGCUAUAUGGUCAAACAAGGACGUAAGUCUUGGAAAAUAUUCAAAGUGGCCUUGCAUUUGAUAUGCUAGCAUAUGAUAGUUAAAUUUGAGCCAAAUCAGCAGUGAUAGGAUGCCAGGCCUUAUUUUCUAAAAAGAUAGACCCUUAUUUUGAGAAGAGAAACCGGCCGAGUUAUAUUCAAUUUGCAACAAAAUCUGUAGACACGUUAUAUUUAUAUAGGUCCUUUUCAAAAUUGAAGUGUAACUAAAAUCUUCACUUCGCUACACACCUCUCUUCGCCGAUGAUUCUUGUAUGAAACAAAGAACUACCACAGAAAAUAUUGGUACAGGCAUCAGCUGACCAAAUGUACGAUAAAAGUGGUACGUGAUGAAUUAACAAUUGGUUCGUACGUCAGCGUGCGUUCAUCGAGAUAUGAAGCUAUGAAGCACGCGGGAAGUUUGGAGAGCACGCCAGCUUCUUGAGUGCUCUCCAAAUGUCCCAAGUGUUUCAUAUCUCGAUGAACGCACAGCUGACGUAUGAACCAAUUGUUUUGUUUUAUAACAUUUUCAACCCGAUGGAAAACUGUUUUUCUCGAGGGAUUUGUUUGCUGACGUCAUGAGCGUGCACAAUAGGAAUAUGAAGCACGCUCGCGCAAUUGAAUUUGAUUAGACAAAUUUACUAGUUAUGUUAUAAAAAAUGUUGGCAUUAAAAAGACAUUGGUUCAAAUAUCUUUUUGUUAGUUACUCGUUUGUGUAAUUCAGCAUCGCAAUCAUCCUGAUCAAUCCACAGGAGAAGGGCGGGAACCCACGCCUCAUUGACGGUGGCCGAGCGAUUACUCAAGUGAUCAUCGCCAACAGCUAUCCCUUUAACUUCCUUUCACUCAAACUCGUGUCUACUCCGUCCGUUUUGUUUCUCGCCAUGCCUCUGCUCGGUUUAAUUACGUCUCAGGCAAUACUGUUAACCACUAUAAACUGUCUGAAGUUUAUGUAAACCUUUUGAAAGUUUUUUUCCUUGUUAUUCUUUUACGUGUUAAUGGCGUCAUCUGAACUGAAGUCAAUUUCCUUUUGUGAAAAAUUAUGUUAUUUAGAAAUUGUUCCCUUUUUUCGCCAACGACCCCUUCUACUGCAAAGAACAAGAUGCAAAGGAACGCUAAAACAACCUAUUAUGUUUUGCUUGUCUUUUUCAGAGGUUCGAAGGAGUUGGAAGAGACGAUGGUUUGUCCUCGACCUAACUAGGAAAUGCUUGGCUUACUUUGAAACGGAAAAGGUUAGUUAAAUGAAGCGAUGUAAUACCGCUGAAAAAGAAGAAUUUAAAAUACAGUGGCGUUGAGUUCCGGUGUACCUGGCUUCCAGCGUGUACCAAAAAGUCGGGUUCGAAUGCUGUUUCUUCUGUAGUAAUUACGCAUUGCAAAAUUUUCCAACUCUUGUGAUCAAGAUUGUACAUGUUUAGGUGAAUAUUAGAUAAUUUCAGUACUCAAAAACUUGAUUUGUUUUGCUGGUAGAGAAAAUUGUGGAAUUACCAAUCUUGUCAUUUUUCUUGCUAGGCGGAUAUUCCCAAAGGAGCUAUCAGCUGCAAGGCCAUCACCCGUGUGUACGAACACAAGAAGUGUGGCAAGAGCAAAAAUCGGUUCCUGUUUUGUGUGGAUACUCCAGAUCGUACAUACACCAUGUAUGCACCGAGUGAACAAAGUAUGAACAUUUGGAUAACGUGUCUUACGAUAUCACCGGCCGCUAUCGAACUUCAGAGAGACGAAACGUAGCAAACCCACCCGGAAUGCCGUUGGAAACCUUCUAACAAUGGCUAGAGAAUUGGCAUUGUAACGAGUGUGACUGUGAGAUGAAAUCUUUCAGAAGCUCGUCAAAUACCUCUUCUCGAGAUUGCCGCCCUAACUUGGCUGCAAGCAAGAAGCAAGAAGCAAGAGAAACAAGUUAAGAUGUAGAUCAUUUUGCACGUUGUGGAUGCAAACUAGGCAUCAUUGAGUUACAGUGGGACAUUCAGCAAAAUUCUGUACGAGUGACAAAUCGCAAUUUAGAUGGUGGUCUUUACAGGAAACCAUUUUAUACCAUAGUACACUGUUUUUCAAGGAACCAUUGUUGGUCUGAGUCAUUGUGUUGUGUGGCAUUGUUUAUUUAUUCUCUCUUAAAACUGUUUGAAUGCCACCAUACAAACAAGGCUGAGUAGUAACAGUGGCUUCCUCGCUGAAACAUGGAUAGUUACGAAAUGAUACAUAUUUGGGAAAUUCUGCAGUCGCGUUAUUUUGGCGCGAAAUUCUGCGCUACGCAACAUAUUUUUCAUUGGUUAUAGUAUCUCCUGUCAACUAAUCAGACGUGAAUAUUAAGGGCACUAGUCUUACAGUAGUAUAACAACUGAUGGGUAUUUGUUAACGGUGAUAUCAGGCUAAUGCUCACUUAACUUUUCAGUGUUUGUUUCUUUCUUUCUUUCUUUCACUCUUUUCGUGACGGAUUUCUUGUAGGGGUUGGUACGAGUAAGAGCUGUUCACGUGCAAAGUACUUUAACCCUUUAACCCCUAAGAGAGAUUACCCUCUAAUUUCUCCUCACAGUAUCUCCUCUGAAUCAAACAUUACAAUCAUGAGAAUUAUGAAAAUAAUCAACAACUACAGUAGCUGUGGACUGUCAAGCAAAUUCUUCUUGUCAACACCUUCGGAAAUGUAUAGAGAACCGUGUGAAGAAUAUGCAUACUGAUCUUAGAGUGUAAAAGGUUAAAGUAUGGUAGGGUUCGUAGGACAAAUUACAAUGUGGCGGCUCAUAUUGAGUUGCAUGUUAAUCGGGUUUGGCGGGGAGAAGGAUCCUUAGGAGCCUUUUAAAUUGUAUUAUAGAUCAUCUGUGAUAAUCAAAUAUGGAAUUUGGGUAUGGCUGUAAAAAAUAUUUUAUGCAAUCGAAGGUGUAUUUAAUUUUAAGAAAGGUUUUGGAAAAAAUAUGAUUUUUAUUUCCAUGAUUUCUAAGAAGCUGUAGAUAACUCACAGUUCUCGUUUUGGAUCAUUAGCAUGCAAGUUUGUCCCCAGAGGUCUUGGAGUAUAAAUGAAUUACUCGGAAACAAUGGAAAUUUUCUAUAGUUAGUAAUCCGUAAAAUUUCAGCUCCUUGCAAGCAAUAUUUUCUGGAAAUAUUAAUGAUCCAAGAGUGUGAAAUGUUUGGGAGGUAAAAUUCCUAGAGAUGCUUUUGUUAUUCGCAUCAUUUCUCAGUUGUAUCCACAUACGGUUCCAAUUUUUAAGUGGCUCAUUUUCAAGUAUGUGCUUUUUGGAAUUGCUCUGUUCGUAUUUUGAUCAAAGGAUUUCAACUAAAUGCCAAUGAUUCCAAAGCAUUUUAACGGGGAUUCAUUUUACUGCGCGCAUAGAGUAAUCUUGUUUUAAUGCUCCCAUAAAUCCAACAUUUUUUUUCUAUUAAUCAGUUUUAUUCCUCUAACUGAAAUGCUAUUUGUACUUGUAAAUGCUUUAAAUCAAUAAGAAUAUUUUCAUAAGCUGGCAAUUUAUGACCAAAAUUAUAUCAAAGCGAAUAUAUUUUAUAUGAUAGUGGUGGGAUAAAUUUUUCAAGUUGUUUUGAUAUAUGAUUGAUUUUAUAACAAGUUGUUAAAAAAUAAAAUGUGUAGAAUAUUCCUUAGAAAAUGAAAUUAAUAGAUUAUUUCUCAGUAGGGAAAGAUUCAGUGCAAGAGAAUUAUUAG
Molecule: messenger RNA, 26451 nt
Organism: Pocillopora meandrina
Lineage: Eukaryota; Metazoa; Cnidaria; Anthozoa; Scleractinia; Pocilloporidae
Source: the annotation of a GenBank genome assembly